Molecule: messenger RNA, 903 nt
Organism: Caenorhabditis elegans
Lineage: Eukaryota; Metazoa; Nematoda; Chromadorea; Rhabditida; Rhabditidae
Source: the annotation of a RefSeq genome assembly
AUGUCUACCAACAUGGAAUCGAAGCCAAUCUCCUAUCCAGCCAUGAAGUGCAUUAUCAAGCACUUGGAGGCGAAUACAAGAUUCCGACUUGCCGCGCAAUGCCCAUCUCUUGAAAAGAUCGAUUAGUCACAGACUCUUGUUAUAAAGGCCUUAACUUUAAAUCAAACGAAAAUUUCUGUCAAUGGAGUAGAAUACUCGCUUGGCACUGAGAACAAGUUCAAAGCUCCAUUCACUCUGGCGAUGAAGCAGCUCGAGGGACGACGCCCGCAGAUGAAUGUUGACUGGUUGGAUUUUCCAGAAGAUGGUCUCAUUCUUGAUCUUCCGCAGUCCUUCGAGAAAUUCAAAGUUUGAAAUUUCUCUCACUGGUCGUCAGAUAAUCCGCUCAUCAAUCGAUUUAUUGAUUCGAACAGCAUGCCACUGCAACUAAUCGUUCUCUCCAACUCGCUGGAAUUGCUCGAUCAAUAUAACCAACACGAAAUCUUACGAACUUCUGAAGGGUUGCAGCUUUCAGUUGUCCCACGUGAGCUAUUCCACGCCAUCGAAACUCUACCGAACGAAUUGAUCGAAGUUGAGGUGGAGGGUGUUGAGGUUAUCGAUUUUCUCAAUGUGAUUGACGCUUUGCUCAAACAAGACUUGAAAGCUGACACAACUCGUAGCUUCGUCAUACGGGAUGCCAAUUUGGUCUCGGAUUUAUUCAAAGUAUUCACUCUACUGGCAGAAGGAGAAGAUCCGGUGAUUUAUGACGAUGAUGAUGAAGACGAAGAGGAUGAGCAUAGCAGAUGCGAGGAAUUCCCAAAUGAAAUCGCAUUCAGUUUGAACGAUGCGAUGUUCAUUUCUGCUGAUGUUGAGAAAAAGGAAGACGAUUUUGUCUUUAAGAUUUGGAUUUCUAAACAAGAUAAAUAA